AUGGCCACAGGCAAUGCUGUCCGGAAGUAUAUGCACGAGGAGCUUUUACAUGUGCACUUAUUUAACGCUAACUCAUUUAAUUUUCUUUAAAAAAUUUCCAGUAGCAUUAUUUUCUAGUCUUUGUCUUAUUUAAUUCGUAACAUUUGGCUGAAACGGAAACCAACAAGAGCUCGCGAGCACGUUAGCUUGAUGCUAAGGGGUUAAAGAGGCAGAAGAUAAACGGAGCCACAAAGUUUCUUUCAUUUAACGAUGGCGUCCCAUGAUGAGCUUCAACUCAGCAAGAAACACGAAGAAAUUUUGGGAAAGAGAGCUGUUUUACUGCAACAGAUGGAGAUUUGCUAUGAGCAGCAGAAAGCCAAGAAAAACCAUCGCGCCACUUUGUCCCAGGCUGCACGUGAAAGGAAUGCAGAAAUACUGGAGGAUUUCCAGAAAGCAGAAGAACGUCUUCAGACAAGACGGCUUCUUCACCCUGAUGUUCUCAACCUACAGACUCGUUAUUGGGCCUCAGUGGAGCAGAAGCUUCCAGAAUGGGAAAGCUACUUGCUCGGUAAGAGUCAAGCCCCGAUGAGUGAGGAGAUGAUCUCACAAGGAGUCCAGAAGAAGGAAGAUACAGAAAAUGACUCUUCACCUGUACAGAGAAAAGGCAGACCUCCUCGACCCAAAGCCAGGUCUGCUGACUGAUGUGAAUUAGGAGAAGGUAGGGUUAAACCAAGGAUCUCUGUAUUGGAAGGUAAUUUCAGCCUAGUAUAUAACUAGGAAAAUUUGGCAGUUCCAUCAUCACUCCUGCGAAAUCUUUUCUGUGAAAUCGUGGAUCUGCUGUUAGUUUUCUCUCCACACACACUCCUAUAGUGCAUACACUGAGUGUUAAUAAUAAUAAUAAUAAUAAUAAUAAUAAUAAUAAUAAUAAUAAUUCGCUCAACCUGUUCACUUGUGAUUUUGUCACCCUGACACAACUAUUUAAAAAUAUUCAGAAGUGAAGGAGGCAUUUCCUUCAUAACACAUUUCCAUAUGCUUCCUGUGUAAAAUCUAAAGAUCGCAGAUGAUUUAUUUGCUCUUGAGAGGAAGUGUAACGAGGAUAAGAAACACUCUGCAUUUGAAACAAGUAGUUUAUUGGUUUAUUGUGAUGAUAGAAAUGUUUUAACUUUACACUUGCAGUGAAAACUUCUUUUAAGCUUUAAAAUGUCUCGAUAACUCAAAAAAACAUGGAAAAAGACAUAUAUAAACUUGGACCUCAGGAAUAAAAUGUUCUGUGCCUUAGAUAAAUAAUUUAAAUAACUAGCAAUAUAUUGGAAAGCAAGCAGAUUUUGUCUACCUACGAUGUGUCCUUUAUGAUACGGCACGUGGCAUGUUGGUGUAAAGCUGCACUGAAGGAGUCUGUCCACAAGGGGGCAGUACAGGCUACUAAUGAAGCAACCCCUUAAACCCACUACACGUUUGUCAUGGACGUAUGCCUCACACACGUUUGCUGAAUUAAAUAAUUGAUCUUGUAGUUUACAGUCGUACAGAAUCUAUAGUCAGCAGGGCAUAAUUCGUCUGUUUAAUGAAUUUAUUGACUUUAUCGACCCAUAUUAUAAAUUUGUAAUAUGUAUUUAUGUAUGUUCUUUUGGGAUCAUGAAGAUAAAAGAUUAUGGUGUAAUAUCUCAGAUGUGAAAAUGUUGAAAAUUAUCUAGUGUAAAAUUUAAGAUGCAGUAAAAUAUAUAUAUAUAAGUAUAUACUGACAUAAAUUUUAUAUCGAGGCCUACAUGUGUUUAAAUUGUUUAUUGUAAAGUAUUUUUAACAUGUUAAAUAUUUCAUAUAGUGUAUGUAAAAAUAAAAAAACAUUUUUCAAGCUUUUUAAAGCAGAGACUCUGGGGGUUAAAGCACCUCAAGAGGUCUGGUUGGUUUGUUUGUUUUUCUUUGUUUUAGAUUGCUUGCAUGGUGGAAAUGACAUUGUUGGUAUCAAAUUUAUAAAAAAUUGAGUAAUUAUUGACUGUUUAUUCUUUACAUAUUAGACAAUUUGACUGGUCACUACAAUUAAGUGGUUUUAAUACAAACUUAAAAACAAGUUAACCUAAAAAUAAUGUCCUCUGUGUGUCUAUGGUUUCCAUUAAACAGCCAGGAAAUUACUGGACAUACUUGAAUAAUGAGCCUAAUAUUUGAAUCAUUGGAUUAUGUUCCUAAAGUAAACCUGUGCCAAGAAGGUGCAUGAAAUUUAUUACAUUUAAAAAUGUGCAAAAGUUUAAGAACCUCGGUCAUCAAUCAUGCAUAGACCUCAUAUGUAUUCUAUUCACCAUUUGCUACAUUUUGUGACAAGCUUCAAAACCUCAUACUCAGAUUUAUAAACCAGUAGCCAGCCAUGUCCAAGUGCGAUCAUCACUUGCAAAUCGUAAUUAUCUAAGUCAAGCUUGUGCAUGCAGGUCUGUUUUGGAAUGUAACGUCUUUUUCUUACCUGAGCCCUUAAUAACGAUGAGGUCAUGACUUCUUUAUUGCUCAAAUCCUCGAUGAGUGCUUUCUCUGUUCACAGUAAUUGCUCUUCUUUUGUCUCGUUGAAGGCUGAUUUGAGGUCGGCCACUUGCCAUAUGUUCACAAUAACUCAAUAGGAAUGAGCUGGCCAAACUAUGGCAUGAGAUUAGGUGUGUUGGGUUGCUUUCAGAGUUGAAACUUUGUGAUCACAGUAAGCAUUAGGAUGCUGUGUGCAGUAAUUUGUGUCCAGACAGACUGUGAAUAUUUUCUUUCAGGAUAUUGAAUAUACUGCACUUUUUUUUAUCUGGCUUUUCUUUUCUCAUUUCUCUCUUUCUAUUGCUACAUUCUGUCUCUCAUUCCGCUCUGUACCGAGCGACAUGGCGGUCCCGGGAUCGAGCCCUAAUUGCGAUGAUCAAACCUGCGCUGGGUGACGCGGAGUGGCGGCUUGACAAAUGCGAUCAUCCGGAUGGCCGGGGUUGAAGUGGCGCUGCUUGGCAGCUGCCCAUGUUCCUCAGCUGGGACUCGCUCUUGCCCCGGAGGUCAGGGCACCAGUCGCGGACUGUGUGUAACGUGUUGGGCGAGAGGACAGAAGUUCCCCUUCAGCUGCCUAGCCUCGAGGGCCAAAGACUGCUUCUGAACGGAGGUCAUGCCAGAGACUGACAUUGAUGUUAUUCCAGAGGGGCAGAGAGCCCACGUUCUGCUCCCAUGCUGCUGCCUGGAGACCUCUAAGCCAUAAAGCACCUUCUCAGAGCGUGCCCUUGAUGAUUUGAGCCCUCGUGGGUGUGUAGGAUGGCUUCAACUCAAAAUCAGAAGCCGCCUUCGCACCCUCUGAGGUUUUGGAAGAGCAUAAACAACUGAAGUGUGAUGUUUUAGUGAGACACCUGUUCAUUUAGAUAUUGUACGAUCCCAUUUGUUUAUAGAAUCUGAUUUGAAUUGUGAUAUUCCCAAUGUAACUUUAAUUCACACUUUUUUAGAUGUGAAAAUUUUCCGUUUUUUGUGACAAGCUCAUUUUGGUGCAAGGUCAAAAAUAUUCAUAUCAGAUUGCGGAGGGUUUUUUUCUUUUUAGCACAGGAUGUACAUGUAUGAAAAAAAAAGUUUGAGCGAUGUGUUCACGAUAACAUGAAUAUAUUUCACUAGUAAAUUUGACUUAGCAGCUGACAUUUAAUUCGUUUUCUGAGAUUCUUGACUCUAUAAAUAUUACCCAUAACUGUUAAGUUAGUAGUUAUGUGAAGUAGCAUGUUUCUGUUAAAAAUUGAGAAAUGGUGCACAAUCUUUAAGCCUUUGUUUGGCAUUAUGUUUGUUUCAGGAGGCCUCAAGACUUAAAUCUGCAAAUUACACUUGAGUCUAAAGUGUCCUGGAACGAUGCAGUGACUUCAGAUCAGUUUGAUAAUUAAGACUUGUUUGUCAAACACAUCCCAGAGAUGCUCGAUCAGAUUAACACUUGGGGAAUGAGGCCACUGCCAUUAGGGAAUACGUUUGCAAUGAAAGGCAGUACUUGGUCUGCAGCAAUGUUUUGGUAGCUAGGGUGUAACAGCCACCCAAAGUUUGUCAGUAGAGCAUUGCCUAGAGCAUCACAAGACCAGGACACAUCUUCCAUUACUGCACGGUCCUGUUCUGAUGCUCACCUUCUGGUUCACCGUUUGUCCUUCCUUGGACUGUUUUUGGUAGGUACUCACCAUUUGUAUAAACCCCCCCCAAGACCUGCCCUUUUAGAGAUGCUCUGAUCCUUAUGCUUGCCCAUUUUUCCUGCUUCCAACAAAUCAACUUUGAAGACUGACUGUUCACUUGCUACCUGAUUUGUCCCAGUCCUUUGACAGGUGCCACAGUAACAAGAUAAUCAAUGUUCACUUCACCUGUCAGUGGUUUUAAUGUUGUGUCUAAUUCAUGUGUGCAACUGAUUGAGUUUUGGUGUAUUAUGGUGUUAUCUGCUGUUUUUCUACUUGCUUUGUUUGAACAGAAGUUCUUACCAAUUUGAUCGAGCAAGGUUGGAGCAAUUUUAGACAAAAAAAAAUCAAUUUCUUGAAUUUUCCUCAACCUUUUUAAAUAAUUGAAUUGUAGGAAUUGGUAAACUAUAGGGCAAUACUCAACUACUUACACAAAUCUGUAAAUGUUUAUAAAAGUGUUAUGUUUUUAUUUGUGGUUGUCUGUGACUAGAGACAGAAGCAAUGUUUUUUUUCCCCAGAAUUGUAACUGUGACAGGGUGAGAGUAACUUUUACGACUUGUUCAAUUUUUUAAGAAAAAAAAAUUACAACUGUACACUUCAUGUUGGUGAUAUAAUGAUACAGAUAAAACAGAUUUUUUUUGGUCAGUCUCAGUAGAGUGCUUGGUUUUGAAGUUUCCCAGGUGACAUCAUGAACCACAGUAGGAGUCCUAAUUAAGUUGUUAUAACACCUCUAAUUUUUUUUAAAUCUAAUUUCUGACUAUGGUGUUUGUCAUCUUGUUGCAGUGUUU
Molecule: messenger RNA, 4894 nt
Organism: Hemibagrus wyckioides
Lineage: Eukaryota; Metazoa; Chordata; Actinopteri; Siluriformes; Bagridae
Gene: cep15
Product: centrosomal protein 15
Exons: 5
Coding region: 250-681 (143 amino acids)
Source: RefSeq, a predicted model, not a curated record